Molecule: messenger RNA, 2419 nt
Organism: Cimex lectularius (bed bug)
Lineage: Eukaryota; Metazoa; Arthropoda; Insecta; Hemiptera; Cimicidae
Gene: CrebB
Product: cAMP-responsive element modulator
Exons: 7
Coding region: 433-1269 (278 amino acids)
Biological process (GO): regulation of transcription by RNA polymerase II
Cellular component (GO): transcription regulator complex; nucleus
Molecular function (GO): RNA polymerase II cis-regulatory region sequence-specific DNA binding; DNA-binding transcription factor activity, RNA polymerase II-specific; protein binding
Source: RefSeq, a predicted model, not a curated record
AGGGAUCGUCAAUCCGUCGGUGGGGGCGAGAUGUAGUUUUUUCCAAGAGCCGCGGGGUUACGUCAACCUGGGUGACGUCAAUCCGAGAUGACGUCAUCGACGAAAGAACGCAACAGCCGAACCGAGCACCAAGAGGUGAAUCAGAUUCGGACGAAAGGGCGUCUUUUAUCCGCAAACGGCUUGACGAAGUCGAAAAAGUCCGAUUUCCUCCAUGCUUCACCGUCUUACCAUCGGGAAAUCGGCUUUACGGAGUCCAGACGGCGGCACCCUGUAAACUGUGAAGCUCUCCCCCCCUUUCCGAGUUUGCCUGAUCCCCGUCGAGCCUUGACGUGGCAGCUACGUAGUGUUUGGCCCCGUCCAGUCAGGUUGCAGGAAAACUCCGUGACGAACCAACAGACGUAACUUGGGGAUAGAGAGAGGUGUUAACGUGUUAUGGACGGUAUGGUUGAAGAAAACGGUACUGGUGGAGGUGGUGGAGUUCCUGUUGACCCCUUGGCCACAAGCCCAAUUGCAGUAACGUCUGUGCAAAGUGUAAUACAGGCAAAUCAGCAGAGUGUUAUACAGAGCGCCCAAGGUUCUCUCCAGCCUGUCCUCACAAAGGGAAACGUUAUACUUGUCUCAAAACCAAAUUCAGUCAUACAGACAACCCAAGGUCAACUCCAGGCUUUACAAGUGGUGGUCGAAGCUGGUACUGAUGACAGCCUUUCAAACGAAGAGGAAGGUGGAGGUGGGACCCGAAAGAAAAGGAGAGACAUACUCACAAGAAGGCCUUCAUACAGGAAAAUACUCAACGAUCUUGGCACAAAGGUUGAAUCUUCUGGUUCGGACUGUGAUUCAAAUUUAGACAGCGAACUGUCAUCUCAUUCUCUACCCACCCACUAUCAAACAGUAAUACCAACAGGUACUCUCCAGUUGACGAGCCAAGGUGAAGGCAUUCACACGCUGACGAUGACAAAUUCCACAACUGCUGGGGGCACCAUUGUACAGUACACACAGGGGCAAGAUGGAGAGUUUUAUGUACCAAGUGAGAUUGUUGUUACCCAGAAUGCAAGCCUAGGUGGGAGCACAAUAAUUGCCGAAGAUCAAGCAAGAAAAAGGGAAAUGAGGCUGCUAAAGAAUAGGGAAGCUGCAAGGGAAUGCAGAAGAAAGAAGAAGGAGUAUAUUAAAUGCCUUGAAAAUCGAGUAGCUGUAUUAGAAAACCAGAAUAAAGCCUUGAUAGAAGAAUUAAAGUCGUUAAAGGAGCUGUACUGUCAGCAAAAACAAGAGUAAAGGAUUUUAACCGUAAAGAGAAAAUCUUAAAAUAUGAGUCAUUGUAAAUAUUUUUAAACCAAGAUAUCCCUCUCUUUAUUAAUUUUUAUUUUUUAAUGUUUACGGUUGUACCUGUUUUUUAAUUAAAAUGAAAACUUUUUUUGUUAAAAAUCAAUAUAAUUUGUAAAUAUAUGUAGCUUUUAAUUUGACAAGUAUAUUUCUUUUCUCAUAGAUAUCCUUUACUUUUAUUUUAGCGGCCAAACUAAUGACAGUUACCUUUUUCCUUCUAAGAAAAAAAACUAUUUGCCAAUAAUGCCAAUCAGAUCUGAAUCAGAAUUUGCAUUAGUUACCAAGCUAAAAUAAGUGUUAUGGAAAUUAAGUAGACCACCUAAUUUGGCAGAUAGUAAUUAUGAAUAAAUUUAACUAUAAUAGCAAUUGUAUAAACAAGAGGGAGGUUUUUUAUAAUUUUUUUUAGGCUGAUAAUUUUGUUUUUCUUUAUUUUAAUUAUAUUAUUUGCACUCAAGUGCCUUAUCGCUUUGAAUGUUUUUUUGUUACAUCUGCUAUGGUUAUUAAGAAUAUUCCAGAAUGUAAUAUAUUUUAUAAUAUAUGUGAAUUAUCGAGAAAAGCGGACAGUACUUCAUUGCCACUUUUUCUCCAAGCUUGUUACCAAUUAACAUUUUUGUUAUAUUUUACAGUGGAAAAUCGAUUAUCAUGUCAAUACAAGUUUUAUUCUUGUAAUUCUCAAAUUUCUAUAUUUUAAGGAAUGAUUCAAAUCAAAAUGGGAUUGAUUAUUUAACUUUUUAAAAUAUCCAUGGUUUUUUGCUGUCAUGUCAAUCAACGAUGAAUAAUUUCCUACUUAAACAAUAAUUUGUUUAGAGAUAAUCGGUUCUCUACAGUAUUGUAUGAAAAUUGAACUUUGAAUUGUAUAUUUAAAAAAAUAAUUGUAAUAACACAACUAUUUUGUUUUAUUAGAGGAAACAUUUUUUGAAGAUCGUAAUUGUAAAGCUGUAAAUAGAUGAAUGAUGUAAUUUUGGUUUCCAAAGUAUUUUUUAGUCCAAGAGUUUGAAAAAUAAAACUGUACACAACUGUAUAGUGUAAUGAAGGAAUAACUUAAAAAUACAUUUUAAAUGUACUACAAAUGCAAAGUAAAUAUAUAUUUUAUAUAAUGAUA